Laccaria bicolor S238N-H82 is the source of this 2856-nucleotide messenger RNA. Its product is annotated as glycoside hydrolase family 2 protein. The record is from RefSeq and is a predicted model, not a curated record. Bases 1 to 2856 code for a protein of 951 amino acids. Gene Ontology annotation, molecular function: beta-mannosidase activity. NCBI's taxonomy places the organism in Eukaryota, Fungi, Basidiomycota, Agaricomycetes, Agaricales, Hydnangiaceae. Gene Ontology annotation, biological process: glycoprotein catabolic process. The transcript has 14 exons.
AUGAUUCUUCUCUUCCUAUUCUCUAUCGCACUUCGGGGAGUUGUUGCAGACAAAUUUGACCUUUCAAACUUGAAUUGGACUCUGAAGAAUGACAACAAGUCUAUCAUCAUUCCAGCUCAGAUACCUUCACAGGUGCACCUUGAUCUGUUCAAGGCGGGCGUCAUUACGGAUCCACUCAUCGACAUCAACGAUUUCACACAACGAUGGAUUGUCUAUGAUAAUUGGACAUACACGGCAGAUCUGAGUCCCUUUCUCGAUACUUUGACGUCGACAACGCGGUUACCUGAAAGCGUUUUGCUCGUUGCCUAUGCUGAUCCAUAUUUAUUUACCUUUGAUCGUCAGACACUCUUCGGCCACCCCGUUUCAUGGGUCGACAAUCAGUUUCGACAAUAUGUUUUCGACGUCACCGACUUGAUAUUAUCGAGCGACAACCGGGAUAGAAACAUCACUUUUUCCUUUGAAUCUGCGUUUUAUUAUGGUCGGAAUGUCAGUGCUAGACCUGACGCUGAGACGUUCCCUGGAAAAAAUGGCGAUUUUGUAUUCCCUGGCAUUCGGUAUUGGAUGCGCAAGGUUCCAUGCGACUUUGGUUGGGACUGGGGUCCAGCAUUUGUUCCAAGUGGAAUAUAUAAACAAGCGUUUCUCGUCACUUUGGCUUCCCCACCUAACACUGCAUUGGAAAUGGACAUCAAAGAAGCGGAGGCAUCGCUGGACAUCUACAAGGUCGGACAAUCAUCCGCGGUACCUCCAAACGAGACGGUGGACUGGCUUGUCAACGUUUCUCUCUCCGUACGAUCGGCAUCCACAUUUUGGAAUCCAAGGCUAGCCAUUGCAUUACCUGAGCUUGGCCUGACGUCAGAGGCGGUCCUUUUUCCGUCUAUUGUUAAAAAUACGACGAGCCCUACGUGGUUACAACUUUCAUGGGCGAUUCCUGACUUGGCUGUUGAGCGGUGGUAUCCUCACAACCUUGGCCGACCCAGACUUUACAAUAUCACGAUAUCUUUGGAUCUAUGCCCGACCAGCGAGGGAUGUGCGCCUUUGGUACUCACUAUCCCAACUGGCUUUCGUACCAUUCAAUUGGUACAGAACUCAUACUCGCAUGAAGAUGUAAGAGAGCGAGGCAUUACGCCCGGGGAUCAAUGGCACUUCAAAGUUAACGGCAAGGACACGUACAUUAUGGGGAGUAAUCUUGUUCCUUUCGACCCAUUUUACAGCCGCGUCACGGACGACCAAGUCCGAUGGAUUCUUGAGAGUGUGGUGAAGAGUGGACAAAAUAUGGUACGCGUAUGGGGAGGUGGAAUUUACCAACCUUCGAGCUCAGACGUCUCGGGUGGAGGAUAUAAUUUUUACUCAGUCUGCGAUGAGCUCGGGAUUCUCGUUUGGUCGGAACUUAUAUUCUCUGACGCUCUGCAACCGAUCAACGAUUUUCUCCUCAAAACAAUCGAGCCGGAAGUUCGUCAGAACGUUAGAAGAAUAAACAGACAUCCUAGCAAUGCACAAUGGGCGGGCGGUAAUGAAAUUGAAGGCAUUGCGCUUUGGACGGAGAAGUACGUUCCUGAUGGCAAACAUUAUUUGAAUGAAUUUCUUGCCCUCUUUCAAGGGUUCUUGCAUGACAUUGUUGUGUCAGAGACGCAUUCUGUUCCAUAUACCGGCUGUUCAACAACCAAAGGAGUUCUGAGCCUUGAUCCAUAUACUCUCAGACUGAACAACGGAACUCCGGGACACAUCUAUGGCAACAGCGAGCGCUUCAAUUACGAUGCAUCCGUGGCCUUUGAUUAUAAUACGUUCCCUAUUUCUCGAUUUGUCAACGAGUUUGGAUAUCACUCCAUGCCAUCUUUCUACACCUGGGAGGAAGUUUUGACCUCGCCUGACGACUUUCUCUUCAACUCGACUGUUGUGCUGUCGCGGAAUCGUCACCCACCACCAGGAGAUCUGGCUUUUCCCAACCCAAAUGCGCACGAAGGCCAUCAUCAAAUGUCCAGUGCCGUGAAGCGCUGGUUGCCGUCGCCGUCAAAAAAAUUAUCAAAUGAGACCUUUGCGCAAUGGUGCUGGAGCACUCAGGUCUUUCAGGCCAUGACCAUAACUUCGCAAGUUGCGUGGUAUCGGCGCGGUGCUGGUCAAGGCGAAAAUAAUAUGGGUGCUCUCGUCUGGCAAUUAAACGAUAUCUGGCAAGGUGUAAGCUGGUCUAGCAUUGAAUAUUCUGGGCGAUGGAAGGUCUUGCAUUAUGGUCUAACAAAUUCUUUCUCCGCGGUCGUCGUCAAUGCGUUUUGGACUCCGGAGAACGAAAUCCUACAAGUACUCGUCACAUCCGAUCGCUUCAAUGAUAUUAAUGGAGUAGCUCAGCUAACGUGGUACGAUUGGUACGGAAACGAGCUGUCCUCUUGUGUAUAUCAUUUCACUGUCCCGCCCCUCAACAACACGGUUUUGAUGAACGUCGCUGGGUUAGCUUCAAUUUUGCCAUAUGGAAAAAAGCCCUCAGAGGUGUGGAUGCUUCUGAAUUCGACGGCCAAAGUCGACAAUAAAACGGUAACAAGCGAGCAACAUUUUACAACGAUUUCACUUGCGAAUGCGGCCAUCGUCGAUCCGAAGAUCAGUAUGUACGUCGCGGACGACCUGCAGAUUACGCUCUCGGCCCAAGGUGGGGUAGCUCCUUGGACUUGGAUCGAUCACCCGUUGGGCACAGUUGGCGUUUUCGUAGACGCCUUCACCGGAAAACCAACAAAUGGAUUUUAUCUUAUCCCUGGAGUUGAUCGCACUUUGAAAUUUAUUAUCCACGAACCCCCUCUUGCGCAUGACAAAAGGAAUUUUAGCACUACGGAUUUUGUGAUUCGCUCAAUAUGGAACAACACGCGUACGUAG